UUGUAAAUAAGCGCGCUAGCAGUAACCAAUCCAGUUGCCGGCGCAACGCAUGCGCAGUGUGAAAAUAUCAAUGUGGGUGCUUCAAGUGGGGGUAUUUGAAGUUGUGACGUCAGCUGGCAAGAUGUCUGCACGCCGAGGGCCGAGGAUCAAAAAGAAUUUUGACUGAAGUAGCUAGCGCUCCCUCGUGUCGUUUCGGUUUAUUUACAACUAGAUAACAUAACCUGACAUAACCAAACAGAACCGAUCCCGAGGAUUUUGUGAAUUUUGGACUCACAAAGUUCGAGAAAAAAAAGGUUCUAUCUUUUAAGGAAACAAUGGAUUCAACCGAAGAUCGACCAAUUCGGAAAAUUUGGAGUCGAUCCGAGAAGGCAAUGCUUCUGCAGAUUUUGAAAACCGAAGGACACCAAAAUUUGAAUCGAAUUGCUGCAGCGAUCCCAAAUAAAUCGUUGGGAGCAAUCAAAGCACUGUUAAAUAAAUAUUCAGUCCAAGCGAAAGCGUUCAAGUCCGACUCAAAUGAUCCACUCGAUUUUUGGCUACAUUCUUAUUUCUCGCCCGAAGAUGACAAUUUAGUCGCUAAAGCACUCUUGUUUAUACGACUAUUUGAAGAACAUCCGACACCUCAGGAAUUAAAUGGUGUUGAUAUUAAUUCGAUUUACGAAUUUCUUCAUCGAUCGACGUUAGGCCACAGUCCAGGUGAACUUCCGCCGGAAAUGUGGAAAGUGGUCGAUAGCGAAGUGUCAUUAAUUAGUGAUAAUGUUUCAACUCCGAGUGAGAGAGAAGUUCUUACUUAUUUGAGCACUUUUUCCAACAGACAGAAGCCUCAUAGGGAUUAUUCGAGAAAAGAUCGUGAUAAAACUUGUUAAUUUCUUAUAGGGCACCGUCUAAGUGUAAGUUACGUUUUUAUUUUUUAUUAUUAAGAAUGUUCCAACGGUGUACAUAACCUCAAAUAUAAUAAAAUACUUUAUAAGUUCGAUAAA
Molecule: messenger RNA, 977 nt
Organism: Belonocnema kinseyi
Lineage: Eukaryota; Metazoa; Arthropoda; Insecta; Hymenoptera; Cynipidae
Exons: 3
Coding region: 315-863 (182 amino acids)
Source: RefSeq, a predicted model, not a curated record